Molecule: messenger RNA, 990 nt
Organism: Durusdinium trenchii
Lineage: Eukaryota; Dinophyceae; Suessiales; Symbiodiniaceae
Source: the annotation of a GenBank genome assembly
GUGGAGGCUGACCCAUUCUGUCAGCAGGUGUUGAAGGCUCGGAUCAAGAACCAAUGCCUGCACGCCGGAGUGGUGCAUGGAGACGUUAGAACCUUCUCGCCUGGCCCUAGUGGUGUGGCCAACGGUGUCUCCUGUGCGGGACAACAGGGUGGCAUGAGAGACAAGCGGACGUCACUUCUCAUGGAGGCCUUCCGCGUGCUGGACGAGCUCGCAGACCCGUUGGGGCCCACAGCGUGCUUUCUUGGGCUGGAGAAUGUGCAAUCGAUCUUGGGCAAAAAGCCUUCGAUGCGUCAGAUCAUGUGGGUGAUUGUUCAGGAGACCUCAAAACGCAACAUGGUUCUCUCGUGGAGCACUAUCAAUUUGCAGAAUUGCGGCCUGGAAGCCAAUCGCGGACGGGUGUUUUUCUUGGCACAGCGUGAGGGUGCAAUGUUGUGGUCAGGUCAAGACUUUGUGUUGCGCGUGGUUUUCGCAGAGGCGCAUAUGGCGAACGUCGGACCAGUAGUCCGCGGCAAGGGCUUGACCUUUUUGGCGAAUUUGGUGCUCACGAAGCCGCGGCAGACCGAGGUGUUAUGUGAGGUUUGCAAAACUGUGGCAAAGCAAUGUGGGCGCUGCUGCGUCUCGAUGCCAUUGGUGGAGCUGGGCGCGGCUUUGACCAAGGCAAAAUAUUUGGCCUCAGGUGUGUCCCCUCGUGCGGUGGCGACUAUGACCACUGAUGCAUGUAUGCCGCCUUGUCCCGACCACUUCAAAGGUCUUGUCUCGUUUGUGAGGGAGGGCACCGUGGAAGAGUGCAAGCGUUUGCACGAUCAGACUAAGGUGUGUGUUUCCCUUCUCUGUGAGUGCGCUUGGUCAAGGGAGUUGGCCAGCAUGGAGGAAAAUGAUGCAACCCUCCUGUAUGGCAUCUUGUUGGACGCUUCUGCCGUGUUCCAAGACCUUGAGAAAAUGCUGGCAGUGUACGCCGUUGAUUCUGACAUGCGUGUCAAGGCAGGCUGA